Messenger RNA from Callithrix jacchus (white-tufted-ear marmoset), 2873 nucleotides. It is a transcript of the gene NCSTN, whose product is annotated as nicastrin. Lineage: Eukaryota; Metazoa; Chordata; Mammalia; Primates; Cebidae. Gene Ontology annotation, biological process: protein processing; Notch receptor processing. Gene Ontology annotation, cellular component: plasma membrane. The record is from RefSeq and is a predicted model, not a curated record.
GUUUGUGCAGGGGAAACUCAGUGGAGAGGAAGAUAUAUAUCCCCUUAAAUAAAACAGCUCCCUGUGUUCGCCUGCUUAACGCCACUCAUCAGAUUGGCUGCCAGUGUGACUUUGGAAACCCUGGGUUUCCAGGAAUGAGGACAACCAAUGUCAGCACAUCUCUAAUCCAUUCAAGGCCUAUCAGUUGGGAAGCUCUGUUUUAGAGACCUCAGAGUUCUUGAUUAACCUCAUCUAAAACCGGCCAGAAGCAACUUCAAUUAGUGGAGACACAGGGGUUAUCCACGUUGUAGAGAAAGAAGAGGACCUGCAGUGGGUAUUGACUGAUGGCCCCAACCCCCCUUACAUGCUUCUGCUGGAGAGCAAGCUUUUUACCAGGGAUUUAAUGGAGAGGCUGAAGGGGAGAACCAGUCGAAUUGCUGGUCUUGCAGUGUCCUUGACCAAGCCCAGUCCUGCUGUAGGCUUCUCUCCUAGUGUGCAGUGCCCAAACGAUGGGUUUGGUGUUUACUCCAACUCCUAUGGGCCAGAGUUUGCUCACUGCAAAGCAGUACAGUGGAACUUACUGGGCAAUGGUUUGGCUUAUGAAGACUUUAGUUUCCCCAUCUUUCUUCUUGAAGAUGAAAAUGAAACCAAGGUCAUCAAGCAGUGCUACCAAGAUCACAACCUGAGUCAGAAUGGCUCCGCACCAACCUUCCCGCUGUGUGCCAUGCAGCUCUUCUCACACAUGCACGCUGUCAUCAGCACUGCCACCUGCAUGCGACGCAGCUCCAUCCAAAGCACCUUCAGCAUCAACCCAGAAAUCGUCUGUGACCCUCUGUCUGAUUACAAUGUGUGGAGCAUGCUAAAGCCUAUCAAUACAACUGGGACAUUAAAGCCUGAUGACAGGAUUGUGGUUGCUGCCACCCGGCUGGAUAGUCGUUCCUUCUUCUGGAAUGUGGCCCCAGGGGCCGAAAGCACGGUGGCUUCCUUCGUCACCCAGCUGGCUGCAGCUGAAGCUUUGCAAAAGGCACCUGAUGUGACCACCCUGCCCCGCAAUGUCAUGUUUGUCUUCUUUCAAGGGGAAACUUUUGACUACAUUGGCAGCUCAAGGAUGGUCUACGAUAUGGAGAAGGGCAAGUUUCCUGUGCAGUUAGAGAACAUUGACUCAUUUGUGGAGCUGGGACAGGUGGCCUUAAGACCUUCACUAGAGCUUUGGAUGCACACAGAUCCCAUGUCUCAGAAAAAUGAGUCUGUUCGGAGCCAGGUGGAGGAUCUCCUGGACACAUUGGAGAAGAGUGGUGCUGGCGUCCCUGCUGUCAUCCUCAGGAGGCCAAAUCAGUCCCAGCCUCUCCCACCAUCUUCCCUGCAGCGAUUUCUUCGAGCUCGAAACAUCUCUGGUGUUGUUCUGGCAGACCACUCUCGUGCCUUCCAAAACAAAUACUACCAGAGUAUUUACGACACUGCUGAGAACAUUAAUGUGAGCUAUCCUGAAUGGCUGAGCCCUGAAGAGGACCUGAACUUUGUAACAGACACUGCCAAGGCCCUGGCGGACGUGGCCACAGUGCUGGGACGUGCUCUGUAUGAGCUUGCAGGAGGAACCAACUUCAGCGACACAGUUCAGGCUGAUCCCCAAACGGUUACCCGCCUGCUCUAUGGGUUUCUGAUUAGAGCCAACAACUCGUGGUUCCAGUCUAUCCUAAGGCAAGACCUAAGGUCCUACUUGGGUGACGGGCCUCUUCAACAUUACAUCGCUGUCUCUAGCCCUACCAACACCACUUACGUUGUACAGUAUGCCUUGGCAAAUUUGACUGGCACGGUGGUCAACCUCACCCGAGAGCAGUGCCAGGAUCCAAGUAAAGUCCCAAGUGAAAACAAGGAUCUGUAUGAGUACUCAUGGGUCCAGGGCCCGUUGAAUUCCAAUGAGACGGACCGACUCCCCCGGUGCGUGCGUUCCACUGCACGAUUAGCCAGGGCCUUGUCUCCUGCCUUUGAACUGAGUCAGUGGAGCUCUACUGAAUACUCUACAUGGACUGAGAGCCGCUGGAAAGAUAUCCGUGCCCGAAUAUUUCUCAUUGCCAGCAAAGAGCUUGAGUUUAUCACCCUGAUAGUGGGCUUCGGCAUCCUCAUCUUCUCUCUCAUCGUCACCUACUGCAUCAAUGCCAAAGCUGAUGUCCUUUUCAUUGCUCCCCGGGAGCCAGGAGCCGUGUCAUACUGAGAGGACCCCAGCUUUUCCUGCCAGCUCAGCAGUCCACUUCCUAGAGCAUCUGUCCCACUGGGACACAACCACUAAUUUGUCACUGGAGCCUCCCUGGGCCUGUCUCAGACUGGGAUUAACAUAAAAGAGUGGAACUAUCCAAAAGACACUGGGAAAGAUAAAUAAGUUGCCUCCCUUCCUCCGCUCGCCUUUCCCAUCUCUCCUCCAUUUCCUCCUCUUCCCUACUCGUGCCAGAUAUUGGGGAUUACAAAUAGAAGCUUCUUGCUCCUGUUUAACUCCCUAGUCACCCACCCUAAUUUGCCCUUCAGGAUCCUUCUUCUACUUUUCCCAUCCUGCCCUGUGCCUCUUUCUGCUCCUCACCCCCACCCCUGAACCCAGCCACCUUCCUGACAAGGAAGGACAUAAAAGGUUGAAUGUCAGGAUCAAACGACAUGGAACCCUUGAAGAGGAUGACAGGGGCAUCUCUGGGCUGAGCCUGCUGUCUCCUUCCCACCGUCCUUUCUUCAGGCCCUCAGAUGGCACAUUAGGGUGGGCGUGCUGCGGGUGGGUAUCCCACCUCCAGCCCACAGUGCUCAGUUGUACUUUUUAUUAAGCUGUAAUAUCUAUUUUUGUUUCUUUUUCUUUUAUUCUUUUUUGUAAAUAUAUAUAUAUAAUGAGUUUCAUUAAAAUAGAUGAUCCCACA